This is a messenger RNA of Pyricularia oryzae 70-15, 398 nucleotides long. RefSeq lists its product as uncharacterized. The record is from RefSeq and is a predicted model, not a curated record. The transcript is spliced from 2 exons. Bases 86 to 280 code for a protein of 64 amino acids. Lineage: Eukaryota; Fungi; Ascomycota; Sordariomycetes; Magnaporthales; Pyriculariaceae.
GCGAAGGCGGCCUAGGUCCUUUACUGCAACCGUACUACAUCAUACUCGCUCGCUCAACCCGUCAAACCGCUCACCUAAACCAUACAUGUACUCCUUGAAAAAAUGCACAGGUCGACGCAAUAAAUCCCAAGCGCGUACAAAAAGACUUGCAGGUGCAUCCUAUCACAUCGUUCUCGUGGAAGGGAGCAAAAAAAAACCCCCAUUUCCUGUAUACUACGUAGCAGCAAUAGGUAAAAUCACGCUGGGUAGGUCUCCCUAUCCUUCAAAAAACUACAGUUAAUUGGACAUGUCAUAUCCGUCUGCAACGACUUGCUUCCUGUCGCCACCCAUUUCUCGGAAUCGCCUCGCUCUCAUUAGCUGGCUCUGUUCUUGCCAAGUAUUGGCCAUCACUGUAUGGU